Messenger RNA from Phyllopteryx taeniolatus (common seadragon), 6142 nucleotides. RefSeq names its product contactin-4-like. Gene Ontology annotation, biological process: cell-cell adhesion. The record is from RefSeq and is a predicted model, not a curated record. The transcript has 23 exons. Gene Ontology annotation, molecular function: protein binding. The coding region runs from base 1216 to 4305 and encodes 1029 amino acids. NCBI's taxonomy places the organism in Eukaryota, Metazoa, Chordata, Actinopteri, Syngnathiformes, Syngnathidae.
UGAGCCCUAUGACCUUAUCCCCUUGUCGAAAAAGUUGUCUCUGGGAAUUUUUCGGGUACUGCGGCUUAUAAUGGAAUGGUAUGCAAAAAGUACUUACAGUAUGAUGAUUGACUGUUAGAGGAGGCAAUACUUCCAAUGUGAUAUCACAUUUAUGGUAUGGUUUGAUUUGGUAGCAUUUAUUGUCUGUCAGUCCUCAAUAUAUAUGAAACAUACAGAGGUCACUGCCACAAAAAAAACAAGACAAAAAAGACAAACAACCCAUAAACAUGAAUAUAUUAAAAAAAAACUUCCAUACUCUCUGGUAUAUGAAGCGCUUAUACCUGAAAGAGGAGGUCUGGAGUCCAGCUUCACCAGUUACAAAAGAAUGACUCAAUUUCCAGUCCCAUCUUGCUCCGCAUCACUCCUUAACUCUUUCGGGCCACUUUCUCGACAAUUCUCGCUCAGGAUAGCUCAACUCUCCUACUCGUUCAGUCGUAAACCAUCAUCGUAGGCAAUCUAUCAACUCCAGCAGAUCCGCGGAUGUCGCAAGAGUGAUGCCUUUGUCUUGUGAGAGUGUGCCCAUCACUUUACGACAAAUUUAAGGUAACGUUAAUAUAUUAACAUAACACUGUCUUGAAAUGAACGUUUGCAACUAGCUAAGAGAGUUACCGUGUGUACAAUUGAUAAAAUGAAUAAAAUACUAUAAACUUGCUAAUGAGGCAGAUUGCCUAAUGUCAGUUUAUUUUAUGUUCUGACUUUACUGAAACGGAGAAGAGCAGAGAAGUAGCUACUCAUUUUCUGAAAGAUAAAUAUUUUUUUACUGUUGUACUAUAUUUAGAUUUUACAUAUGUAUAUAUUUUUUUAUGAUUUUACAUAUGUAGAAAAUAUUAUUAUUAAAUUUGUUAUUUACUAAAACAUUUCAAUAUAAUUGUCAUGAACUGCCCUGCAGUACCGUUGUUGCAGGCUGGAUGGGGCGUUGCGCCCUCUCGCCCUCUCUCUCUCCCCUCCCCUCUCUCUUUCAGCACCUUCCUCAAGCCGCGCACCUUUCACCAAUCAGCCCUCAUCACCACCUGCAUAUAAGCCUGCCUGUUCCCAGAAAUCCUCGCCAAAGUAUUGCAGCUUCUUCAAAUGGUACCACAGCCCACCUGCCUCACAUUGAUAUCCCAGAGAAGUGCACGUUGGAUUCCAUACAUUUGUGACUGGAUGUGAGAGUACCUUGACCCUUUAAAACUGAAGAUGAUGUUACUAUGGAAACUACUGGUGGUGCAGUCACUCAUAGGGUGCCUUGCAGUGAGCGCUGUCCUGCAGAGUCCAGUCUUCACCAAACAACCUGGUAGCAUCGUGUACCCAGUGGAAUCUCUGGAGAAGAACAGAGAGGUCGUAUUCAGUUGUGAAGCUCAGGCAAGCCCACCACCAGUCUAUCGAUGGAAACGUAAUGGGACAGAAAUCAGUCCCAAAUCUGGAUCUCACUACAGUUUGUCUGGAGGCAACCUCAGAAUCAGUCAUCUGAACAAAGACCAAGAUGCUGGAACAUAUCAGUGCCUCGCCUCCAAUGCUUUUGGGACCAUUGUCAGCCGAGAGGCCAGUCUGACUUUUGCAUACCUGGAAAACUUCAAAACCCAUAGAAGAAGUUCUGUUUCAGUCCGAGAAGGUCAAGGAGUGGUUCUGCUGUGCGGCCCACCACCACAUUCUGGAGAUCUGGAAUUCUCCUGGAUUUUCAAUGAGUACCCAACCUUUGUGAAGCAGGAUACUCGUCGCUUCAUCUCGCAGGAGACAGGGAAUCUGUACAUCGCUAAAGUAGAGCCCUCCGAUGUGGGCAACUACACCUGUGUCAUUACCCACCCUGUCACAAAGACUCGAGUCCAGGGCCCACUUACCCCACUCGUGCUCCGUAACGAUGGUGUGAUGGGUGAAUAUGAGCCAAAGAUUGAAGUUCAGUUUCCUGAGGUUGUUCAUGUUGCCAAAGGAUCCACAGUGAAGCUGGAAUGCUUUGCACUGGGAAACCCAGUUCCUUCAAUAAACUGGAGAAAAGUGGAUGGCGUACCUUUUCCCAGGAAAGUGGACAUAAGGAAAGCAAGUGCUGUUCUGGAAAUCCCAUACUUCCAACAGGAGGAUGCUGGCACAUAUGAGUGUGUAGCGGAGAAUUCCAGGGGAAUGAACACGGUGAAGGGAAAGCUUUCUUUUUAUGCACUGCCUCAUCUAAUUGAGAAACCUCAAGAUGUCCAGAAGCUCAUUGAUGACUCCUUGGUGUGGGAAUGUAAAGCCACAGGGAAGCCAAAACCCUUCUACAGGUGGAUGAAAAAUGGAGAGAACAUGAAGCCUGCAGAGGAGCGCAUACAGGUGAGCAAUGGGGCUUUGGUAAUCAGUCGCUUGACCCCGUUGGACACAGGAAUGUACCAGUGUGUUGCUGGGAAUAAGUAUGGUGAGGUCUACUCCAAUGCAGAACUCCGAGUUAUAGCUGUUGCUCCAGAUUUCUCUCAUAACCAGUUGAGGAGCCAGACGUUGGUCAAGGUUGGAGGAGAUAUGCUCAUUGAGUGCAAACCCAAGAUGUCUCCGUGGGGUGUGAUCUCUUGGAGGAAGGGCAGUGAACCACUGAAAGAAAGCAAAAGGGUUUCCAUGUUGGAUAAUGGUAAUCUUCGCAUAUGGAACGUAACCAAAUCAGAUGCUGGACCGUACACGUGCAUGGCAAGGAACCAGUUUGGUGUGGCCAGUAGCACAGGAAGUGUCACCGUCAAAGAGCCCACUAUCAUCACCACUCUGUCUGCAACCCUGGAUGUUACUGUGGGGGAGAGUGUGGUCCUACCUUGUCAAGUGAGCCACGAUCCCUCAUUGGAGCUCAUGUUCACCUGGUUCUUCAAUGAGCAGCUCAUCCACUUUGGCAGCCAUGGAGGAUAUUUUGAGAAAGUCGGCGGUCAGCAUUCAGCAGGAGACAUUAUGAUUCGAAACAUCCAGCUUAGGCAUGCUGGGAAGUACACAUGUGCCGUGCAGACGAAGGUGGACAGUAUCUCUGUUGCUGUUGACUUGGUUGUCAGAGGUCCCCCAGGCUCCCCUACCAGGAUCCAAGUAGAAGAAAUCACAGAUACCACAGCGAUUCUAUCCUGGAGGCCUGGUGCUGAUAAUCACAGUCCAAUUACUGCAUAUACCAUCCAGGCCAGGACACCGUUUUCCCUCGGGUGGCAGGCUGUCUCCACAGUUCCUGAAAUGGUAGGGGGCCACCGUCUGACAGCUACUGUAAUAGACCUGAGCCCUUGGGUGGACUAUGAGUUUCGAGUCCUGGCGAGCAACACUAUUGGGACUGGAGAGCCCAGCAAGCCAUCCAAACAGGCCAAGACAAAGGGGACCUCUCCGAAGGUCACACCAGCUAGCGUGAGUGGUGGCGGUGGGAGUCGUUCAGAAUUAGUAAUCACAUGGGAGCCUGUUCCAGAAGAGCUACAAAAUGGACCGGGUUUCGGUUAUGUUGUGGCUUUUCGACCCCAUGGUGCCACAGGUUGGAUGCAGGCUGCUGUACCCUCCGCAGAGACAUCCAAAUAUGUCUUCAAAAACGAAAGCAUCCAGCCCUUUUCACCUUUUCAUGUGAAGGUCGGGGUGUACAACAAUGAGGGAGAAGGUCCAUUUGGACAAGUCACCACUAUCAACUCUGCAGAGGAAGAACCUGCCCGAGCGCCCUCGAGGGUCCGUGCCAAGAGCCUCUCAGCGUCCCAGAUUGAAGUUUCAUGGAAAGCUCUUCCUUGGAAUGCCAGGAAGAAAAGAGUGCUGGGCUAUGAGCUGAGGUACUGGAGUCGAAAGGAAAAGGAAGACACAGCCAAUGUGCAAACAACUGUGGGAAAUCACACAUCAACUAUUAUUCACGGUGUCAAAGGCAGUACCACAUAUUACAUCUCGGUGAGGGCGUAUAAUACUGCAGGAGCUGGACCUCCCAGCACCACCGUCAACAUUACCACCAAAAAACCACCACCGAGCCAACCUCCUGGAAAAGUGAUGUGGAAUACAUCCAACUCCAAAAUCAUAUUAAACUGGGAGCAGGUUAAAGCCCUGGAGAAUGAAUCAGAGGUCACAGGCUAUAAAGUGCUGUACAAAAAGAACCAACACAGCCAUCCCAAUGUCAUGGAGACAAACACAACCUCAGUGGAGCUCUCCCUGCCCACUGAUGAGGAUUAUAUCAUCCAAAUUAAACCAUUUGGCGAGGGAGGGGAAGGCAGCAGUAGUCGACAGAUCACCAUCCCAAGGAUACCAGGUCCCGAUGCAGUCGGCUCAGCAUCCAAGGUCUCCACUCUAUCGGCCCUCAGUACAAUAGCACUGUCUUUGACAGCGCGGACAUCUUUAUGACGAACAGCUCCCGGCACACCUUGCAUCUGAAGUGGAGACAGUCUACAUAAGAAAAAAGACAUAGACCUCUCUAGUGUAACUAGACCCAUUCAUUUUGAUUUAGAGGCUAAAGGGAUACACUGAUGAAAAUAAAAAUGGAAAACAUGCCACUGGGACAUUUGGGAAAGUCUUUUGGCACAUUGGCUACAAGAGGAAGAUGUACAGAUGUCAUGACUAUGUUGUUACCAAAGCAGCUUUCAUAAGAAAAGGUGAAACAAAAUGUUGUGAAUGCAUCUUUUUUGUGUGACAUUCCAAGCUUUACAUUUUUUUCUGCAGUCUUAAGUAUAUUGGGGUAACAAUUAAGAGUAUGCCAGAUCAAGAUUUCCCACAAGGUGUUUUUUAAUUACAUUUGACAGCGAACCAGACCACUUGAUUUUGAACUCAAUGCAUAUAUUUCUCACCCUUCAAAGCUUAUUUUACAGUUUUUUUUUUUCCUGUUAUAUGAGAUGACUUGCAUCGCAUUUUCAUCUCUCUCUGUCCAUAAACAAGACAUGCUAAUGAUUUACCAAACCAGUAAAGUGUGGAACCUCACAACAAGGUGUCAAAUAUGAAUAAAAUAAUUGUCACUUUGAUAAGAAGUAAUUCACAAUAUCAACAUUACAGUAUAUACAUUGAAUGUGUCCACACUGGGACUUUCAUAAUUCAUCAAAUCCAGUUACAUACAAGAUGACAAUUGCUUUAAUUUUAGAUGCACAUCACAACACCUUUGGAAUGCACUUAGCAGUUUUUGGACAUAUAUAUAAGGUCCAUCUGAAAAAAAAAACAAUCCAAUGAACAAACUGCUGAGUAAAGGGUGAGCAUGCAAAGAGUUUAGUGCCAGUCCUCUUUGGUAAUUGAACACCUCUUCAAGUCUCAUGACAUCCUUAAAACCAUCUUUGUGACAGCUGCCACCACCAGCAGUGUGCUGUCUCUUCUGGGGUCCUCUCCUGUAAUGGCGCUCGGAUCCAUGCUCUCCUUUCUUUGGAUUCGCCCUGUGUGAAUAGCUAUUCUUUGCCUUCUGUGUGCCUCAUCAUAUCUUCAAAAUCCUCAGGUCCUUCAAAGAGCCUUAACUUAUCAUAAUGUAUCUUGAGGACAGUAGAAUCGUAGAACUAUGAUGCAGCCGCAGUGAUGUUUACAUGCUGCUAUAUGCCGGAUGUUGUCAGCUUUGGGAGGGGUCGUGGGGGCGUGGUGGGUGGGGGACAAGCGCUGAGUUCUGUAUUCUGGCAAUAUGAGGCCUCGUGCAUUUUUAUAGUUGUGUGUUCUAAAGACAAUGCUAAAUGACAAUGCUGCUGAUGUUUCCUUUUCCCCGCCCAUAGUUUCCUGAUGCCAUGUUUGAGGGCAGUGCAGACGUGCUAUACAGCCUGUAUGUAGCUCUUAGGGAAGUGUGGAAACUGUAGGCUACUGGGUCUUGUGCAGAAUCAUGCAUCAGUGAAUAUGUAAUAUACUGUUUUGUACACUUCAAAUCAUUUAUACGAAAAAAAAAAAUCUUUCUAAAAAAGAUGCCGUACUUGGUUUUUAUGUCGAACUCUGUUUCAUACUAUUGCUAACUGGCGCUCAGCAUGACUGUGCAUACUUAAUUAAUCCUUUCGCGCCUGACAAAGUGACUUAACAGCUUCAGGACCAUGCAGCAUUCAUAUGGUUCCUGCACGGUAGAGGUUUGUGUAUAUUGUACGUGUACCAUGACAUCUAAACAAUCGUUGGCUCCAAGUCCAUGCUUCUGUCGAAAUCAGCCUCUCAGACAUGUCCUGUCUGCUCAACACGAGGGCUUUCUCUCUUACUUUGCUGUUAAUAUUGUGUUAAUAAAGAAUCUUGAUUUAUA